This is a messenger RNA of Gryllus bimaculatus (two-spotted cricket), 201 nucleotides long. Lineage: Eukaryota; Metazoa; Arthropoda; Insecta; Orthoptera; Gryllidae. The record is from the annotation of a GenBank genome assembly.
AUGGAAAAAAGAGGGAGGCACCCAGCCCACCAGAAGACGGCGUUAGAAGAGGGAAGAAAGAAAAACAAGGCUGUUGCAGAGUCAACAAAUGUCACCUGUGACGCCUCAGAACAGCAGGAAGUGGGGGUGGAGGGAGAUGAAGGAUGGCUGAAACCACCGCAGCAAAAGAAGAAAGAGGCAAGAGAAGAAAAAAGAAAGUGA